Messenger RNA from Danio aesculapii, 7323 nucleotides. RefSeq names its product leucine rich repeat containing 7 (gene lrrc7). Gene Ontology annotation, biological process: neurotransmitter receptor transport, endosome to postsynaptic membrane; neurotransmitter receptor transport postsynaptic membrane to endosome. Gene Ontology annotation, molecular function: protein binding. Gene Ontology annotation, cellular component: postsynaptic membrane; adherens junction; postsynaptic density. The coding region runs from base 515 to 5188 and encodes 1557 amino acids. The transcript has 28 exons. Lineage: Eukaryota; Metazoa; Chordata; Actinopteri; Cypriniformes; Danionidae. The record is from RefSeq and is a predicted model, not a curated record.
GAGUCUCGCGCUGCGCUCGUGCGGAGGAUAGAUAGCCUACUGAGCAACUGCCUCCCUUUGCGCUGGAUUUAAUUCAACAAACAGACCUACGGGACGGGAUGGAUAGAAUACAAGGCGAAACGCGCGGUCCCUAGUUACUGACGCGAUCUCGUCACGACAUGUCACUUGUGAUGACAGAGCCGUCUGUGGGCUUCAUUGAAUAUGCGUAACGAGAGAAGCAGAUACCAUUCAAUCAUCGGCGAUGAACUUGAAUUUCCAUUCCUCCACAUCACCGGGAGGACAUGGCUCGAUGCGCAUAAUCCCAAAUUCUGUGGAACAUAAGUAAUAUUUGCAUCAUCACAGCAAGGCGUCAGUAGAACAGUUUGGUUUGUCAGUGCACAGCGCAUUAUGUCCGUUCACUGCUGCAUUGAUGUAAGGGAAACGCCGGAGCGGAGGACAGACCGAGCCGUCUGGUGAUGUGACAUCCGUCCUGGGAUUACUGCUGGAGUAUCAAACAAUCUGUAGAAAUAAUCUAAUGGACAAUUACUCAACGCUUCAAUUGCAGUGUCUGGAGAUGACGACUAAGAGGAAGAUCAUCGGCCGCCUGGUGCCCUGUCGAUGUUUCCGGGGGGAGGAGGAGGUCAUCUCAGUGCUGGAUUAUUCCCACUGUAGCCUGCAGCAGGUCCCCAAGGAGAUCUUCAGCUUCGAGCGCACGCUGGAGGAGCUUUACCUGGACGCCAACCAGAUUGAGGAGCUGCCUAAGCAACUCUUCAACUGUCAAGCGCUCAAGAAGCUGAGCAUGCCUGACAAUGACCUCUCCAACCUGCCAACCACCAUUGCCAGCCUUGUGAAUCUGAAAGAGUUAGAUAUUAGUAAAAAUGGUAUUCAAGAGUUUCCUGACAACAUCAAAUGCUGUAAAUGUCUAUCAGUUGUGGAGGCCAGUGUAAAUCCUAUAGCCAAGCUCCCGGAAGGCUUCACCCAGCUUCUCAACCUGACACAGCUCUUCUUAAAUGAUGCCUUCCUUGAAUACCUGCCUGCCAAUUUUGGGAGAUUGUCAAAAUUACGGAUCUUGGAACUUCGUGAGAAUCACCUGAAAACUAUGCCAAAGUCAAUUCAUAGGCUGUCGCAACUGGAGCGGUUAGACUUGGGAAGCAAUGAAUUCUCUGAACUGCCAGAAGUGCUGGAGCAGAUCCAUAGUAUAAAAGAGCUGUGGCUGGACAACAAUUCAUUACAAACUAUACCAGGGUCUAUUGGGAAACUGAGGCAGCUGCGGUAUCUAGACUUGGCGAAGAACAGGAUUGAGAGUCUAGAUGCAGAUAUCUCUGGCUGCGAGUCCUUAGAGGACCUGCUUCUCUCCGCCAACAUGCUGCAACAGUUACCUGAUUCAAUAGGAAAGUUGAAAAAGUUGACAACAUUAAAAGUUGAUGACAACCAGCUCACCUCACUGCCUAACACCAUUGGAAGUGCACAUGGCAAAAUCGGUUUAUCACUUUUAGAGGAGUUUGACUGUAGCUGCAAUGAACUGGAAUCUCUGCCUCCCACCAUUGGCUACUUGCACAGUCUUCGGACAUUUGCAGCCGAUGAGAACUUCUUGUCUGAUCUGCCCAGAGAGAUUGGAAACUGCAGGAAUGUCACGGUCAUGUCCUUGCGCUCCAAUAAACUGGAGUUUCUGCCUGAUGAAAUUGGACAGAUGACAAAGCUACGUGUUCUCAAUCUAAGUGACAAUAGGUUAAAGAAUCUUCCCUUCACUUUCACUAAAUUGAAAGAUCUUGCUGCACUCUGGUUAUCUGACAAUCAGUCCAAGGCCCUUAUCCCCCUUCAAACAGAGGCUCAUCCUGAGACCAAACAGAGAGUCUUGACCAACUACAUGUUCCCUCAGCAGCCCCGGCAUGAUGAGGAUUACCAGUCUGACACUGACAGCUUUAAUCCCACUCUCUGGGAGGAGCAGAGACAACAGAGAAUGACUGUGGCGUUUGAGUUCGAGGACAAGAAGGAGGAAGAGGACAACUCAGGAAAAGUGAAGGUUGAGAUUAAUUUAAAGCGUUAUCCCACCCCGUACCCAGAAGACCUCAAGAACAUGGUGAAGUCAGUGCAGAACCUGGUGGGUAAAACCACUCACCCCCUAAACACUGAAAAAUGCUCUUCUGGGACCAAUAUGGAGCUCCACAGCCAAGACAAGUAUGAGCCUAAGUGGCCCAUUGCUCCAAAGGAGGUGACAGAGCGAGACGUCAAAGACUUUUCAAAUCAACAGAUGUCUGAUCAAGGUGUCAUCCUCAACUCAGCCAUUGACAUCCCAAAACGCAAAGAGGAUCUGACUGAAAGCUCGGAAAUUUCUUUACACCGCGUCGUUCCCAAGCCUCAACAGCCAGAGAAUACGAGCCUGGCCGUUACUUCCUCUUCCUGUUUCUGCCUCAUAGACUCCAUGGGAGGCUCCCCGAAUGAUAUCCGAAUCUCUGACAUGAGACCAACUCUGGUCGAGCCACCAAUGUACAAACCAAAAGUUGUGUUACUGGGCAAGGAAAAAAAAGAGUCGACGGAUGAGUCUGAACCAGACAAAAUGCAUUGUUUGAACAACAGCGGAUCAUCUGCCACUUAUUCAGACUACUCACCCUCCCAGGGAUCAUCUGGCUCCUCCAACCCACCUGGAAAUGUCAGUAAUCUGCAGACAUCUGGGAAAGAGGGGUCAUCACAGACUCACUGGACCAACAGGCUGGCUCAGUCUUUCCCAAAGCCCAUUGAAACCAAGCCUCUUCUGAGCCAGAGGGAAACACCUCCUUCCAGCACGCUGCAGCAGCGAGGUGAGAGGCGGCCACUCAGCGACACCUUCGACAGCUGGAACGAUGCCCCCCACUAUGAUAACACAGGUUUUGUUGCUGAGGAGAUGCCUCUUGACACUCCGAGCAGCAGUGCUGGAAACCCCAUGCUAGGCUCAAAGCCCCGGAGUGCAUCGACAGCACAUGGGCGACGGCCUCUCAUGAGACAAGACCGCAUUGUUGGAGUUCCCUUAGAGCUCGAUCAAUCACAACAAACUUUCCACACAGUUCGCAACACCCCUGACACUGAAGUGCCUGCUCCAUCUAACCCCUGGCAGAACUGGACGAGGACUCCCAGUCCCUUCGAGGACAGGACAGCUUUCCCUUCCAAGCUGGAAAUUACACCAGCCAACAGUCCCAAUCCUGACCGUAAGGACUUUGAGCAGGAGAUGGGAGAACUACCCGGCACUUUCCCCUCAACUGGAGCCUGGGGGUUUCUGGACUCUACAGACUCAGGGACGGGACGAGGUCAUCCCAACGUUUAUACGCACAUCCAGGUUGGGAAAGAUCCAAAUAAGGGAAACACUAUGGUUGUUAGCAAAAGUUCUGAAAGACUUUCACCAAUGAUGAGGGAGGUAAAAGCAAAAUUUAAGAAAUCCCAGAGCAUAGAUGAAAUCGAUACCGGGUCAUACAAGGUCUAUAGCAUCCCUAUGGACAGCUACAGUUCUAGUAUAGAAAAUCAGGGAAGUGUUGAUCGAGCAGACUUUCCUAUACCUCUAGAACAAAGCAUGUCCAGGAGCCAAUCAGCGCCAAUGCUGGAUGAUGAUCUGGAUGGCUACGGUUUGAAUAAAAGCUCUCAGCAGCAGAAGCCCGCCAUCCCUAAGAAAGUUUACCAUUUUGACCAAAGCUUCAACCCACAAGGAGCCAUGGAUGUUUUGAAAUCUGAGAGGAGGGUUCCUCCACCAUUCCCCAACACCCCUGAAUAUGUGAACCAGCCUGGAAAGACUUUGCCAAAGGAACUAGUCAGUCCAAGGGGCUAUCGAGGUUAUCCGCAGAUGGAACAAGUAUUUUCAUUUGCUCCGAACGCAGCCACUGAUGACGCUCACAAUCAACAACUCUCUGUCCAGCCCCAACGCUCCAGGCCGGGCUUCCUGAGGCGAGCUGACUCUCUAGUAAGUUCGACGGAGAUGGCGCUCUUCCGCAGAGUGGCUGAGAACCAUGAACUCCAGCUGGCAGAGCACUACAGCAGACCUCAACAAAUUAAGAGCAUGCUGGAGCAACAGAACAGCUUGUCAACCAUGGCUGACACUCAGUUCCACAAGAGGAAUGGUAGGUAUGAUGAAGAUUACUCAUCUUAUCAAGAACCCAAAAAGCCCAUCAUGGGCUAUCCCACCAAGAGUCUGACACAACGUCGCCCCCUGUCUGCACGGAGCUACAGCACAGAGACAUACGGGGCAUCUCAGGCAAGGCCAGUGUCUGCCCGGCCCACAAUGGCUGCUCUUCUAGAGAAAUUGCCUUCAGAUUACAAUCUUAGUACAUGCACUGAGAAAAGCCCUGAAGCCGACAUGAACCUGAGACCUGUCCCUCAAAAACAAGAGGACCUGACCUCCAAAAUGCCAGUAGACUGGAGACAGCAGCUGCUUAGACACAUAGAAGCGAAGAGACUAGACCGGAGCGCUGUCCUUAAGCACAACACAGUAAACUUCGGCAUGCUGUACUCUGGAGGCUAUGCUGCACCGCAUGCCAGCAGAAGCAUGACAAUAAACUUUUACAAUAACACAAAGCAUGAAAACCAAACAACUCAGUGGCUACCUCUACCAAAUACACCUUCACAACAGAGCAAUAUUUUAGAUAAUGGACAAGAGGUCAUGUCCCCGAGUAGCCAGUGGGCGCCGUAUUCACUGGGACGAAGAGACGUGCCACCAGAGAACAUGAAUAUCAUCAAAAAGCCUGGAGUUCACAAUCCCCAUCAACAACAGACGAUGAUGAUUACUUCAGCCCCCCCACCCCACCGAACAGCCCGCGACCAGCAGUAUGAGGGUGCCAUCAACAAGGUGUCCAUUCAGCAGUACCAGUCCCCGCUGCCCAUGCCCAUCACCACCACCAGCCCACGGCCCCAGAGUGCCCGCUGCUUCAUCCAGACUAAAGGCCAGAAGAGCAUGGAUGGCUUUCCAGAACAGCUCUGUGUGAGAAUCGAGAAGAACCCUGGCCUUGGUUUCAGCAUCUCAGGGGGAAUCAGUGGACAGGGAAACCCCUUCAAGCCCUCGGACAUGGGUAUCUUUGUUACUAGGGUACAGCCUGAUGGACCAGCCUCCAACGUUCUUCGACCAGGGGACAAAAUUCUGAAGGCCAACGGACAUAGUUUCUUACACAUGGAGCAUGAAACCGCAGUGUCUCUUCUGAAGAAUUUCCCGAAAACUGUGGACUUGGUAAUCUUAAGGGAGAGCACAAUAUAAAUAUUUUUAUAGCUUAUAAAGACUUCUCACCCCGACGGAACACAGGAACUUGUACAUCAUCUUUUUAUCUAGGAAGAAUUUUGCCAAUUGCUGGACCAAUGGCAAAUUCCAGUGCCAAAUGUACACUAGAGGACAUAUCUAAUAACGUUACAUACGGCUUACACAUUCUGCACCGACAUACAUUGGUUGAAAUCUUUGGUUGAUGUUGUUGAUAUUCUUUAUCUCAGCCUGUGGCUGUAAGUGGGUGCAUUUUUUUCUUCUUUUUCCUGCUUAUUUAUAUGGCGUAUUAUUUUGUACCUAUUUUUCCUAGCAGCUUUUCGGUUUGAGCAUGAAAGCACAUCUGCUUUUAAGGACAUUUACCCACCAUAACACUGCCUCAACUUUGUAAAUGCCUUGUGUAAAUAUAUACAUUUACAACUCAAAUGUGAUUAGAGCAUAGAAUGUGAAUGAAAGACACACUGAUGAUUUUUCUAACACAUCCACCAGUUUUUAUAACAAAUUUAACAAGGGUCACGAUUUAGGGAAAAUGCCGACGACAACAACAAAAAGUCCCCUUUUAAAUCUUGAUGAACGUUCUGUAUUUGCACAAAUCGAAUGACAGAAAAUAUUCCCCAAGCAAUAUUUCUCCCGUCCUUGACGUUUUCCUGCAGCACCCUCUAUUGGUAUUGAUGGAGAUUUAAUUUUAUUUUUAUUCAUUCGCUAGGUAAAGUGAAUGUACGUUUCCACGUUCUUCAAUUUCUCCCACAGCUUUUGUUUGGUGCCAGGAAAAUUCACGCACACAAAUGAUGUAUAAAACAUACUUCACACAUUACAGUUUAAAUGGGGGGAAAACUAGCUUAAUUCCAGUCGCAUUGUUGUUGUAUGCUGCUUUAAGGUUUUUUAAAUCCUUUUUUUAACAGAAUAACAAAGGGAAUUCCUGUCAUAAUGAAUAAAACAGACUAGAUACAGUGUACACAUGUAAGGCUUUACUGAUUAGAGCAUGCUUUCACUCUUAAACUUGUUUUAUUCGGAUGCUUAAUAGGGGUCUUUGUGUUUUGGACAAACUGUUUUGUUUUGUUUUUUUACAUGAACACGGUUUCAUUUCUUUUGGCUUUUUUUAAAUUUGAUUUAUUUUAUAACCAGUCAUCGUUGUGAUAAAACAGUGCCAUAAAAUCCCUCCCAAAAUCCUGGGCAUGUUUCAAAAAUGUUGCUAAAAAUGUAGCAUUUCGAUGAAGAGCUGAGCCCGACACAACACACAACAGCCACUGCGUUUAGCUUCUGAGAAAGGUCAUUACGGAUGGACGAUGAUGAUGCAAUUAACUGUUCAAAUACUAUUGUGAAAGAACAUUUGAUAAUAAUAAUGAUUAUUUUUACUAAAUGUUUUCAGAUGAUUUCUAAUAUAUUGAUAUAUAUAUAAUUAGCUAUGCUCAAAUUGUUAAAUUUUAUAAAGAACACAAAACCAAUGUAUGGACAGAGAGCAAGACUGUGAGGGAUGGAAACACUAGAAACAAAUAUGUACAAUUCUUUCUCAAGUAUAGUGAAUUUGUGUCAUAAACCUAUAUAUGUAUAUGAAUAUACAAAUGGUCAUUUUUGUAUGUGUUUAAAGGCCUAUUGAAUAUAAAAAGGUAAUAUAUGGUACUAUUCAGUCUAAUUGCAGUAUUGAUGUAAAUAAUUAUGAAUGGAGACAUUUAAAUAAUUUAUUACGAUAGAUCGUGAAUGUACUUAAAGCUUUCUGCAGUAUUAAGACUUACUGAACUUGAAUGCCGUUUGAUUUUUUGUGCAAAAAGUAAUUAUAUCUAGAAGAAAUUAUUCAAUUUAGUUUCAAAGAAUUAGUGACGAUUUAUCAUAUCAUUUCUUUGCACAUGCAAGUUUACUCCUUCCGACUUUUUUUUUUUUCCUGUAUUACCGCAAAUAUGUAAUUGACGACAUAUAUUCUGUGUCUAGAAUGCAUUUUGCAGAUGAUAUAUGUACAUAUUUAACAAAUACAUUUUAGUUAAAAAAUUUAAAAUGACAAACCUGUAUAAAAAGGAGAAGAACGUCCAAUGAUGUUAUUGGAGCCAUUUUCGGCUUUGGAGUACAGAAUUUUUUCAGUAUCUAAGAGGUGUUUUGAAUAAUGUAUCUUUAUUGUACAAAUAAUAAAAAUGUCACUAUUGUUA